Xyrauchen texanus (razorback sucker) is the source of this 3230-nucleotide messenger RNA. RefSeq names its product heparan-sulfate 6-O-sulfotransferase 2. Gene Ontology annotation, molecular function: heparan sulfate 6-sulfotransferase activity. Gene Ontology annotation, cellular component: membrane. The transcript is spliced from 2 exons. NCBI's taxonomy places the organism in Eukaryota, Metazoa, Chordata, Actinopteri, Cypriniformes, Catostomidae. The record is from RefSeq and is a predicted model, not a curated record. Bases 288 to 1709 code for a protein of 473 amino acids.
AAACGGGAAAGAACGAGUACGAAAUUGUGGCAGAGGUAAACAGCAGAAGUUAUCUGAAGAGCUCAAGCCCAAAUGAUGUAACUACAGACAGGACUGCUUAGCAUGUAGAAGAUUAAAUUCGUUACGCGAUACGAGCAGACGUAUAUCUAGAAAGCGAACCAUUGGGCGUUGUGUGUUGAUGUGGCGAGGCGAGAGUCACAGGUUUUGUUCAACAUUCCUCCCCGGCCGAUCGACGCGGUGGGGGGAGCAGCUCGAGUGAGUAAUGCUUUCACUUUUCCAGCGAGAAGAUGGAUGAAAAAUCCAACUACAGUCGGAUCAUCAUCGCGCUGGUGAUGGUGUUGUUAUUCGCAGUUAUUGUGCUACAGUAUGUUUGUCCUACGUCCGAUUGCCAGUUGCUACACCUGGCAUCAUUGUCCUCCAGACUGGGUAGUCGAGCGCCCGGGGACCACACAGGCGGAAUCAACGGAGCCAGUGCGGGAGACCCGUACAGUUCUGAGGACGGUGCGUUGGCUCGAUUCGUCCCGCGCUUUAAUUUCACCACCAAAGACCUUAAUCGCGUUGUAGAAUUCAACAUCAAGGAGAACGAUGUUAUAGUGUUUCUCCAUAUUCAGAAGACCGGGGGGACCACGUUCGGCCGUCACCUCGUCCGCAACAUUCAGCUGGAGAGGCCGUGCGAGUGCUAUGCGGGCCAGAAGAAGUGUACCUGCUACCGGCCAGGAAAACGGGACACUUGGCUGUUCUCCCGCUUCUCCACCGGCUGGAGUUGUGGACUUCACGCGGACUGGACAGAGCUCACCAACUGCGUGCCUUCUUUCAUGAACACCCGAGAGUCCCAGGAGAGGCGCAGAACUCCCAGAAGGAACUACUACUACAUCACAAUCUUGAGGGAUCCAGUGUGGAGGUACCUGAGUGAAUGGAGGCAUGUUCAGCGUGGUGCCACUUGGAAGGCCUCUAAACAUAUGUGUGAUGGGCGUCUACCUACACUGACUGAGCUGCCCAGCUGUUAUACCAGUGAUGACUGGUCGGGCUGCUCACUGGAGGAGUUCAUGGCCUGUCCUUAUAACCUGGCCAACAACAGGCAGACCCGUAUGCUGGCAGACCUCAGCUUGGUGGGCUGCUAUAACCUCUCAGUCAUGAGUGAGAGCCAGCGUUUGGCUGUGCUACUGGAAAGUGCCAAGCGCAAUUUGCGCAACAUGGCCUUCUUUGGCCUGACCGAAUAUCAGCGCAAGACGCAAUACCUCUUUGAACAAACAUUCCGCCUGUCCUUCAUUGCGCCAUUUACGCAGCUCAAUGGCACUCGUGCUACAAGUGUCGAGGUGGAACCAGAGACCCAGAGGAGGAUUCGGGAGCUGAACCGUUGGGACGUGGAGCUAUACGAGUAUGCACGGGACCUCUUCCUCCAGCGUUUCCAGUACGCAAGACAGCAGGAGCGCAGGGAAGCCCGUCAGCGGCGACUGCAGGAGAGGCGCAAGUUACGUGCCAAGGUGAAGCCUUGGUGGGGGGUAACUGGAAAAGUUGUUUUUAAACCCACCAAGGGGCCACAGUUUACUGAACAAUCUCCCAUUCUGAGUUUUUCAGAAGAAAAACAAACAGACAUGGAAGAAAAGCUAGAGACUGAGAUAGAAGAGCAGUUAGAGGACAACUGGUUACAGGAGGAUGACAGUGAAGCCAUUUUGGACUAUUUAGAAAAUGUUGAACAGUGGCGAUAGCCAAUACCUAUUUGGGAAGAGGGUUGUUAUUAUUGAACUCAAAAGGAAAUGGCGAUUUUUGUUUUAUUGCUAUGGGUACUCAUAAUUCUUCAAGCUAAACUUACCUCUAAUAUGUUAAAUAUUGGCACAUACGGGUUAUUAUUUGUUUUUGCUCUUUUUCUGUUUCAUAGACACAAGCAUUCUGAGUAAUUCACAGUAGAAGUCCAUUAUAUUGAUUCUUAAAACAUAGUUUCACUGUCAAAUAUCAGAUUUUGAAUCAUCGCCUUGCCGUCUGACCUGUCCUGAGCCAUGUGAACUGAGGAGAGUUUAAGAUACAUACACAUCACCACUGUGCGCAUGAGGAGAGUAAUUAACUUCAGGUUGCACCAGGGAGAUCCCUGCAAUUAAUGUACUGUAAGUCACUUAUGGAUGAAAAGCAUCUGCUAAUCUGGAAAGCCAAAAGUUGGAAUGUUUCAAAAAUGCCUUUUUCCGAGGGAGAUGCUGGUAGCAGGAUGCUUGUAUUUACAUUAUGUAAUGUAAGAAAAUAAUUAAAAAUAUUGCUGCUUUUUAAAAAAAAAAAAAAAUGUUUUAUACAUUUGGCCAUUUAAAGGGAUAGUUCACCCAAAAUGUAAAAUGCUCUCUUCAUUUACUCAAACAUCAUGCCAUCCCAUGUGUAUGAUUUUCUUUCAUCUGCUGAAUUCAAAAGAAGAAUUUGAGAAGAAUAUCUCAGCUCUUUUGUUCCAUUCAAUGCAAGUCGAUGGUGGCCAGAACUUUGAAUCUCCAAAAAUCACAUAAAGGCAUCAUAAAAGUUAUCUAUACAGCUCCAGUGGUUAAUUUCCUACCUUCUGAAACGAUAUCAUAGUCCUUCUCCACUUAUGACCGGCCUUGACUAGCAGGUGGCGAUAUGCACGAAGAAUGCGAAUCUGCAAAAAAACAAAAGAAUGUGAAAGUGGAGAUUUAUAGGAAAAAAGGGACUUAAAUAUUGACCUGUUUCUCACUCACACCUAUCAUAUAACUUCAGAAGACAUAGAUUUAACCUCUGUAGCUAAAUUGAUUACUUUUAUACUGCAUUUAUGUGAUUUUUGGAGAUUCAAAGUUCUGCCCACCAUUCACUUGCAUUGUAUGGACCAACAGAGCUGAGAUAUUCUUAAAACAUAAUCUUAAUUUGUGUUCUGCAGAAGAAAGAACGUCAUACACAUCUGGGAUGGCAUGAAUGCGAGUAAAUUAUGAGAGAAUCUUCAUUUUUGGGUGACUAUUCAUUUAAGUGUCCUCUACAAUCCCAUGCACAUUACAAUUCAGCCUUAUGUUUAUGUCCAUUGCUUAGCUUUGAUUGCUUUUUUCAUUCCUUUUAUUUAUUAUAUCUGUGUUUGUUAAUACUAGAAUCAUGGGAUAUGGGUUAUAUUUUGUUACUUAAAAAUAAAAAAGCCACUGUGAAUCACAAUCCUUAUACCACACCAGAUGUUGUAGCGAAGAUCAAAUGCACUGAUUGCUCUGAUGGAAAUUGAACAAAAUGAUGUGAGUACAGACAAAUAAAUUUUUAUA